AUGAGCUCCCGAACGUUGAAUUGGUCUCGAACAGCCAAAUCCUCAUUAGUGAAGCAACAUCUAGUUCGCCCGAGUGACCCUAUUGCGGCGCGCCCGGCACAGGCGCUGAAUGUCCGAGCCCAGCAAAUCGCGGAGUUCUCGGGCAGCAGCGAAAACCAAGAUCGCCUCGGCCACCGCGCAAAGGAGAAAUUGCUCGAUCGGGAAUUUUUUCUUAGCCUCCUGAGCUCCGCGUCGACUAAGCGCGAGGCUAAAUCGUACCUAGCUCGGCUUAAGGCCAGCCCCGCCAAAUCGCGCCAAGAGCCUACCCCCGAAUUCCUGAAGGAUUCCAUAUCAGCAUCUCUGCCCUCUGGUGUCAAUUUGGGCUCGUUCUAUGGCGCCUCUAGGGCGGUGUAUGACAGUCCUGUCUUCCGCCAAGAUACAACUCCCACUCCGCGCCCACAAGAUAUACCUGAAAGGUUGCACUUGGCCUUGAUCAAAAUCACCACCCCGCAAUUACUCGACGAUUCCGUGAUCAAUGGAGUGGCUAAGACUCUGUCGCAGCUCGUCCGUCUGGGUAUGGCAUGCUGCGUGGUUAUCGAUCCCGGGAAGAUGGAUGGCCCUGCUGGGCGACAAACAGGCAUUGAGCAGGCAAAUCGGAUAUCGGCCGCAGUCGAUGAGCUGCCCGACUCGAAAUCAUUCAGACUAGACUCGACGUUAUCUAUACCUGAGCGGGGGUCCGGCCAACUUGAGGUGCUAUCGCGAAAAGUGCUCUUGAGUGCCCUUCGGGAUGGUCAUGUGGUACUUAUUCCGCCGAUUGCCUAUGUUGAGGAAAAUCCACGAGCUGUGACAGUUUCAGCUAACGAUGCCACCCUUGCACUGACGAAAGAAUUUGCCGGAUUGUCUUUACAUCCUGACCCGGACGAGGAUCCAGUAGUAACUGUCGAGAGAAUCACAGCUCUACAAAAAGAAGUCUCCCUGGACCGUGUCAUUGUUCUCGAUCCGCUUGGGGGCAUUCCGGCUUUCAAGGGCCCCCAAUCAUCGCACGUUUUCAUCAACAUGGAGCAAGAGUUUGAUCAAAUUGAAGAUGAGCUUUCCCAGGCACGAAACUCUUUUUCUGGAACCCAUGAUUUAUCAAAACAGUCAACCGCAGAAGCUACUUAUCCAAUUCUGGAAAGUAACCCAUUUUCAAAGUUUGUCAAUCGUGAGGUUGUCUCGCCUGCGCAACCUACUGCACCCAGCCGAUCACCGGGUGCCGAGGCGAUGGAGGAGGUGCUAGAUGGGCAUAUAGAGAAUCUCCGAUUAGCCCAACAAGCAUUAGCAAUGCUACCAUCGGCCUCUUCAGGGAUUAUCACCUCCCCACAAGAAGUCUCAUAUUCAGCCCGCUCACCGCAAGAGGCUGCUUCGGACCUAUCAGCUGUUGGAACCCGUCGACAGCGCAACCCAUUGAUCCACCACCUCCUCACCGACAAGCCCCUACUAUCAUCAUCUCUACCCCCUGGUCGGCGCGGAGUUUUCAAAGGCAGGAAAUCUAGCACCCUCAGCCCGGUCAUCUCCCACACGACCUUUGUCAAACGUGGAAUGCCUCUCACAAUCCUCCCCAACCCCUACAAAAAACCCUGGACAGCCCAGCUCCAACCACGGCUGGGACUACACGACCCUUCCAUCGAUCUCCCCCGUCUAGUCACCCUAAUCGAGGACUCCUUUGACCGCAAACUCGAUGUCCAAAACUACCUCGACCGGGUGAACAGCCGUAUCGCCGGCGUCAUCGUUGCCGGCGAGUACGAAGGCGGUGCAAUCCUGACCUGGGAAUUGCCGCCGGGCGUACCGGACGAUGGAAGUGAAGCCAGUACUGCCCGCAUGGUGCCGUAUCUAGAUAAGUUCGCCGUGCUGAAGCGUAGUCAGGGCGCGGGCGGUGUCGCGGACAUUGUGUUCAAUGCGAUGGUGCGCACAUGUUUCCCCAAUGGAGUCUGCUGGCGUAGUCGCAUCGACAACCCUGUAAAUAAAUGGUACUUCGAGCGGUCGUUGGGUACCUGGAAACUGGCUGAUAGUAAUUGGGCUAUGUUCUGGACGACGCCUGGGUUGGUGGAGGAUACUCAACGCUUCCAGGAUUUUGAGGCUGUUUGUCGGUCUAUUCAACCUAGUUGGGCUGAUAACAAAAGUGUCAUUGACUGA
Penicillium coprophilum is the source of this 2151-nucleotide messenger RNA. RefSeq names its product acetyl-CoA:L-glutamate N-acetyltransferase (gene arg2). The transcript is spliced from 3 exons. The coding region runs from base 1 to 2151 and encodes 716 amino acids. Gene Ontology annotation, cellular component: mitochondrial matrix. Gene Ontology annotation, biological process: L-arginine biosynthetic process. NCBI's taxonomy places the organism in Eukaryota, Fungi, Ascomycota, Eurotiomycetes, Eurotiales, Aspergillaceae. Gene Ontology annotation, molecular function: L-glutamate N-acetyltransferase activity, acting on acetyl-CoA as donor; arginine binding. The record is from RefSeq and is a predicted model, not a curated record.